GAAGGUCGGGGGAGGGCCUGAGCCUUUCUCCUGUCGGGAGCGAGAUCUGGACUGCGCUGGGCGUCGGGAGCCCUGGGCCAGCCCCCCGCCAUCGCGGCCGCCGCCCCGUCCGCUGUUGCCCGGCCAGGUGCAAAAUGCCUUGUCAUUGGGAGAGUCUGUGGCAGGAGCAUUGAAUUACAGCUCAGCCGAGCCCGGGUCGGGCGGCGGGGGUGGAAGAUGAGCAGAAGCCCCUGUUCUCCGAGCGCCCGCUGACAAGCGGAGUCAGAGCGGCUGGUGCGGGGACAGAGUGUAGCCCACUGGAGCAGCCCGGGUCUGGCCUGUUUCUCUUCAAAAGCAGCAGAUCUGAGCCGGGAGCCAGCGAUCCCAACCGGCCUCCCUCCUCCAGCCUUCUCCAGCGAGGAGACCCACCAGCUGCGCCUCGAUCCUCCCUGAUCUUCCCCAGCCCUCUCCGCGCCCUGGGCGCAAGGGGCCCUUAACUCGUGCCAGUCAUGCUGAGGGUCUUCAUCCUCUAUGCCGAGAAUGUCCACACCCCGGACACCGACAUCAGCGAUGCCUACUGCUCUGCGGUGUUUGCAGGAGUGAAGAAGAGAACCAAAGUCAUCAAGAACAGCGUGAACCCAGUGUGGAAUGAGGGCUUUGAGUGGGACCUCAAGGGCAUCCCCUUGGACCAGAGCUCCGAGCUCCAUGUGGUGGUCAAAGACCAUGAGACAAUGGGGAGGAACAGGUUCUUAGGGGAAGCCCAAGUCCCACUCCGGGAGGUCCUCGCCACCCCCAGUCUGUCUGCCAGCUUCAAUGCCCCCCUGCUGGACACCAAGAAGCAGCCCACAGGGGCCUCGCUGGUCCUGCAGGUGUCCUACACGCCACUCCCUGGAGCCGUGCCCCUGUUCCCACCCUCUGCAUCUCUGGAACCCUCCCCGACUCUGCCUGACAUGGAUAUGGUGGCUGGUGGGGGACAGAGCCGGGCUGAGACUUGGUCCCUGCUCAGUGACAGCACCGUGGACACGAGAUACUCUGGAAAGAAGUGGCUGGCCCCCACGGACACAGGAGGAGAGGAGGACACUGAGGACCAGGGGCUCACGGGAGAUGAGGCAGAGCCAUUACUGGAUCCGAGCGGUGCCCCAGGCCCUGGGGCCCCCACCACCCCGAGGAAGCCACCUUCCCAUCCGCCCCCCUACCACCCCGGGAGCAAGAGAAAAAGAGGUGCUCCCACGCCCAGAAAGCUGCUGUCGGACAAACCGCAGGACUUCCAGAUCAGGGUGCAAGUGAUCGAGGGGCGCCAGCUGCCAGGGGUGAAUAUCAAGCCUGUGGUCAAAGUCACGGCUGCCGGGCAGACCAAGAGGACACGGAUCCACAAGGGAAACAGCCCACUCUUCAACGAGACUCUCUUCUUCAAUGUGUUUGACUCUCCCUCGGAGCUGUUUGACGAGCCCAUCUUUAUCACGGUGGUAGACUCCCGUUCUCUCCGGACAGACGCUCUCAUUGGGGAAUUCCGGAUGGAUGUGGGUACCAUCUACAGAGAGCCCCGACACGCCUAUCUGAGGAAAUGGCUUCUCCUCUCGGACCCUGACGAUUUCUCUGCUGGGGCCAGAGGUUACCUGAAAGCAAGCCUCUGUGUGCUGGGGCCCGGCGAUGAAGCGCCUCUGGAGAGAAAGGACCCCUCUGAAGACAAGGAGGACAUCGAAAACAAUCUGCUCAGGCCAACUGGCGUGGCCCUUCGAGGGGCCCACUUCUGCCUGAAGGUCUUCAGAGCUGAGGACUUACCACAGAGUGAGUUUGGCAUCCUCCUUGGGUUGGAGGCCCACGAUCUCUGCAGCAAGAUCCUGGAGAAGACAGCCAACCCUCAGUGGAACCAGAGCAUCACGCUGCCCGCCAUGUUUCCCUCCAUGUGUGAAAAAAUGAGGAUUCGCGUCAUGGACUGGGACCGCCUCACCCACAAUGACAUCGUGGCCACCACCUACCUGAGUAUGUCGAAAAUCUCCGCCCCUGGAGGAGAAAUAGAAGAGGAGCCUGCAGGUGUGGCCAAGCCUUCUCCAGCCAUGGACCUGGACGACCAUCUGGGCUUCCUCCCCACCUUCGGGCCCUGCUACGUCAACCUCUACGGCAGCCCCAGGGAGUUCACCGGCUUCCCGGACCCCUACGCAGAACUCAACAUGGGCAAGGGAGAAGGUGUGGCCUACCGAGGUCGGCUUCUGCUCUCCCUGGAGACCAAGCUGGUGGAGCACAGCGACCAAAAGGUGGAGGACCUCCCUGCGGAUGACAUCCUUCGGGUGGAGAAGUAUCUCCGGAGGCGUAAGUACUCCCUCUUUGCCGCCUUCUACUCGGCCUCCAUGCUCCAGGAUGUGGAUGAUGCCAUCCAGUUCGAGGUCAGCAUCGGGAACUAUGGCAACAAGUUCGACACCACGUGCCUGCCGCUGGCCUCUACCACCCAGUACAGCCGGGCGGUCUUUGACGGGUGCCACUACUACUACUUGCCCUGGGGCAACGUGAAGCCCGUGGUGGUGCUGUCAUCCUACUGGGAGGACAUCAGCCACAGAGUUGAGGCUCAGAACCAGCUGCUCAGGAUUGCGGACCGGCUGGAAGCUGCCCUGGAGCAAGUCCACUUGGCCGUGAAGGCGCAGUACAACGCCGAGGACGUGGACUCCCUGUUGGCUCAGCUGAUGGAUGAGCUCAUCUCAGACUGCAGCCAGCCCCUAGGCGAUGUCCACGAGACACCCUCUGCCACCCACCUGGACCAGUACCUGCACAGGCUGCGUAGCCGUCACCUAAGCCAGAUUGCAGAGGCGGCGCUGGCCCUGAAGCUCGGGCACGGCGGGCUCCCGGCCGCCCUGGAGCAGGCUGAAGACUGGCUCCUGCGGCUCCGUGCCCUGGCCGAGGAGCCUCAGAACAGCCUGCCCGACAUCAUCAUCUGGAUGCUGCAGGGCGACAAGCGAGUGGCAUACCAGCGGGUGCCUACACAUGAGGUCCUCUUCUCCCGGCGUGGAGCCAGCUACUGCGGCAAGAACUGUGGGAAGCUGCAGACGAUAUUUCUCAAAUAUCCCAUGCAGGGGGUGCCCGGAGCCCGGAUGCCCGUGCAGAUACGGGUGAAGCUCUGGUUUGGGCUUUCUGUGGAUGAGAAGGAGUUCAACCAGUUUGCUGAGGGAAAGCUGUCUGUCUUUGCUGAAACCUAUGAGAACCAGACCAAACUGGCCCUCGUUGGGAACUGGGGCACAACAGGCCUUACCUACCCCAAGUUUUCUGAUGUCGCGGGCAAGAUCAAGCUCCCCAAGGAUAGCUUCCGCCCCUCAGCCGGCUGGACCUGGGCUGGAGAUUGGUUUGUGUGUCCAGAGAAGACGCUGCUCCAUGACACCGACGCGGGCCACCUGAGUUUCGUGGCGGAGGUGUUUGAGAACCAGACCCGGCUCCCUGGAGGCCACUGGGUCUACAUGAGUGACAACUACACGGAUGUGAAUGGGGAGAAGGUGCUUCCCAAGGAUGACAUUGAGUGCCCGCUGGGCUGGAAGUGGGAAGAUGAAGAGUGGUCCACGGACCUCAAUCGGGCCGUUGAUGAGCAAGGCUGGGAGUACAGUAUCACCAUCCCCCCGGACCGGAAGCCGAAGCACUGGGUCCCCGCUGAGAAGAUGUACUACACGCACCGUCGGCGGCGCUGGGUCCGCCUGCGCAGGAGGGACCUCAGCCAGAUGGAGGCCCUGAGGAAGCACAGGCAGGCGGAGGCGGAGGGCGAGGGCUGGGAGUACGCCUCGCUCUUUGGCUGGAAAUUCCACCUGGAGUACCGCAAAACGGAUGCAUUCCGUCGCCGCCGCUGGCGCCGCCGCAUGGAGCCGCUGGAGAAGACGGGGCCUGCAGCCGUGUUUGCCCUUGAGGGGGCACUGGGUGGCGUGGUAGAUGACCGGAGUGAAGAUUCCAUGUCCGUGUCCACCUUGAGCUUUGGCGUGAACAGACCCACGAUUUCCUGCAUCUUUGAUCAUGGGAACCGCUACCACCUGCGCUGCUAUAUGUACCAGGCUCGGGACCUGCCCUCGAUGGACAAGGACUCUUUUUCUGAUCCCUACGCCAUCGUCUCCUUCCUGCACCAGAGCCAGAAGACCGUGGUGGUGAAGAACACUCUGAACCCCACCUGGGACCAGACGCUCAUCUUCUAUGAGAUUGAGAUCUUUGGAGAGCCAGCCAGCAUCGCCGAGCAGCCGCCCAGCAUUGUGGUGGAGCUGUAUGACCACGACACCUACGGUGCAGAUGAGUUUUUGGGACGCUGCAUGUGUCAGCCCAGUCUGGAACGGAUGCCCCGGCUGGCCUGGUUCCCGCUGGUUAGGGGCAGCCAGCCGGCAGGCGAGCUGCUGGCCUCUUUUGAGCUCAUCCAGAGAGAGAAGCCGGCCAUUCACCAUAUUCCUGGUUUUGAGGUGCAGGAUACAUCGGGAAUCCUGGACGAGUCGGAGGACACAGACCUGCCCUACCCACCGCCUCAGAGGGAGGCCAACAUCUACAUGGUUCCCCAGAACAUCAAGCCGGUUCUCCAGCGCACUGCCAUAGAGAUCCUGGCAUGGGGCCUACGGAACAUGAAGAGUUACCAGCUGGCCAGUAUCUCCUCCCCCAGCCUCGUGGUGGAGUGCGGGGGCCAGACGGUGCAGUCCUGUGUCAUCAGGAACCUCCGGAAGAACCCCAACUUCGACAUCUGCACCCUCUUCAUGGAAGUGAUGCUGCCCAGAGAGGAGCUCUACUGUCCCCCCAUCGUGAUCAAGGUCAUUGAUAACCGCCAGUUUGGCCGCCGGCCUGUGGUGGGCCAGUGUACCAUACGCUCCCUGGAGAGCUUCAUGUGUGACCUGUACUCCGAGGAGAGUCCGUCCCCACAGGGCGGCCCAGAUGAUGUGAGUUUACUCAGUCCUGGGGAAGACGUGCUCAUUGACAUCGACGACAAGGAGCCCCUCAUCCCCAUACAGGAGGAGGAGUUCAUCGACUGGUGGAGCAAAUUCUUUGCCUCCACAGGGGAGAGGGAGAAGUGCGGCUCGUACUUGGAGAAGGGCUUUGACACUCUAAAGGUCUAUGACACACAACUGGAGAACGUGGAGGCCUUUGGGGGCCUGUCUGACUUUUGUAACACCUUCAAGCUCUACCGGGGCAAGACUCAGGAGGAGACGGAGGACCCAUCUGUUAUCGGGGAGUUUAAGGGCCUCUUCAAAAUCUACCCCCUCCCGGAAGACCCGGCCGUCCCCAUGCCCCCGAGACAGUUCCAGCAGCUGGCUGCCCAGGGGCCUCAGGACUGCCUGGUCCGCAUCUAUAUCAUCCGGGCAUUUGGCCUGCAGCCCAAGGACCCCAAUGGGAAGUGUGAUCCUUACAUCAAGAUCUCCAUAGGGAAGAAAUCAGUGAGUGACCAGGAUAAUUACAUUCCCUGUACCCUGGAGCCUGUGUUUGGAAAGAUGUUCGAGCUGACCUGCACUCUGCCUCUGGAGAAGGACCUGAAGAUCACACUCUACGACUAUGACCUCCUCUCCAAAGAUGAGAAGAUCGGGGAGACAGUCAUCGACCUGGAGAAUAGGCUGCUGUCCAAGUUCGGGGCUCGCUGCGGACUCCCACAGACCUACUGUGUCUCUGGACCCAACCAGUGGAGGGACCAGCUCCGCCCCUCCCAGCUUCUCCAGCUCACCUGCCAGCAGCGCAGACUCAAGGCGCCCGUGUACCUCACAGACCGCGUACUCUUUCAGGAUAAAGAAUACACCAUUGAGGAAAUAGAGGCUGGCAGGGUCCUGAACCCACACCUGGGCCCAGUGGAAGAGCGUCUGGCCUUGCACGUCCUCCAGCAGCUGGGCCUGGUCCCCGAGCAUGUGGAGUCCCGGCCUCUUUACAGCCCCCUGCAGCCAGACAUUGAGCAGGGGAAGCUGCAGAUGUGGAUCGAUCUGUUUCCCAAGGCCCUGGGGCGACCUGGACCUCCCUUCAACAUCACCCCACGGAGAGCAAGAAGGUUUUUCCUGCGUUGUAUUAUCUGGAACACAAAGGACGUGAUCCUGGACGACCUCAGCAUCACGGGGGAGAAGAUGAGUGACAUUUACGUGAAAGGUUGGAUGGUCGGCUUUGAAGAGCACAAGCAGAAGACGGACGUGCACUACCGCUCCCUGGGAGGCGAAGGCAACUUUAACUGGAGGUUCAUUUUCCCCUUUGACUACCUGCCCGCUGAGCAAGUCUGCACCGUCUCUAAGAAGGAUGCUUUCUGGAGGCUGGACAAGACUGAGAGCAAAAUCCCAGCACAAGUGGUAUUUCAGAUCUGGGACAAUGACAAGUUCUCCUUUGACGACUUUCUGGGCUCGUUGCAGUUGGAUCUCAACCGCAUGCCCAAGCCUGCCAAGACAGCUGAGAAGUGCUCCUUGGACCAGCUGGACGACACUUUCCACCCGGAGUGGUUUGUGUCCCUUUUUGAACAGAAAACAGUAAAGGGCUGGUGGCCCUGUGUGGCAGAAGACGGUGAGAAGAAGAUCCUGGCGGGCAAGCUGGAAAUGACCUUGGAGAUCGUAGCAGAGAGUGAGCACGAAGAGCGGCCUGCGGGUCAAGGCCGGGAUGAACCCAACAUGAACCCCAAGCUCGAGGACCCAAGGCGCCCCGACACCUCCUUCCUGUGGUUCACCUCUCCGUACAAGACCAUGAAGUUCAUCCUGUGGCGGCGGUUCCGGUGCGCCAUCAUCCUCUUCGUCGUUCUCGUCAUCCUGCUGCUCUUCCUGGGCAUCUUCCUCUAUUCCUUCCCGAACUAUGCUGCCAUGAAGCUGGUGAAACCCUUCAGCUGAGGACUCCAGCCCAGAACUGGCUGCCUUCUCCACCCGGCUUAGCUGAGCUCCGCUGGACCUCCAGGCCUCACCAGCCUGCCAGGGGCGAGCAGACAGACCGGCACACGCUCCAAGAGCUGGCGACAUCGAGUCCUGGGAUCACCCCCCUUUCAUCAUGUCUUUUGCCCCCAACCCAACCCUUUUUGGAUCAGCCCAUAUGUAUUUCAGUAUAAAACAGUUUUAAC
This is a messenger RNA of Ailuropoda melanoleuca (giant panda), 6988 nucleotides long. It is a transcript of the gene DYSF, whose product is annotated as dysferlin. The transcript is spliced from 55 exons. Gene Ontology annotation, cellular component: cytoplasmic vesicle; T-tubule; membrane. Lineage: Eukaryota; Metazoa; Chordata; Mammalia; Carnivora; Ursidae. The record is from RefSeq and is a predicted model, not a curated record. Bases 489 to 6764 code for a protein of 2091 amino acids. Gene Ontology annotation, biological process: plasma membrane repair; negative regulation of phagocytosis; T-tubule organization.